Molecule: messenger RNA, 1257 nt
Organism: Ananas comosus (pineapple)
Lineage: Eukaryota; Viridiplantae; Streptophyta; Magnoliopsida; Poales; Bromeliaceae
Exons: 9
Coding region: 1-1023 (340 amino acids)
Molecular function (GO): electron transfer activity; iron ion binding
Source: RefSeq, a predicted model, not a curated record
AUGGCGCAAUUCCUCUCCCCGGUGCGCGCCGAUUCCCUUCUCAAGUUCCAGAACUCGUCGCCGACUUUAGUACUCGGCUACGGAGAUCGGCGGCGGAGCUCGGGGGAGGCCACUAGGCUCGGGGCCGAUCGGCGCCGCCGCGUGCGGAGAUGCGUCAAGGUCGCCGCGGCGGCGGCGGCGGGGAGGAGGGGAUCGAGCUCGUCGGAUGAUGUCGCCGAUGAUUACUAUGCAGUCCUUGGAGUGAUGCCAGAUGCCACCCCGCAACAAAUAAAGAAAGCUUACUACAAUUGCAUGAAAGCAUGCCAUCCGGACUUUAGUGGGAAUGAUCCGGAUGUGACUAACUUCUGUAUGUUCGUCAACGAGGUCUAUACGGUGCUCAGUGACCCUAUGCAGCGUAUGGUGUACGAUGAAAUUCAUGGUUAUGCGGCAACUGCUAUCAACCCUUUCUUGGAUGACAGUCCUCCCAAGGAUCACACAUUUGUUGAUGAGUUUUGCUGCAUAGGUUGUAAAAAUUGUGCUAAUUUGGCUCCUGAUGUGUUCCGAAUCGAGGAAGACUUUGGAAGAGCUAGAGUUUAUUGCCAAUCAGGGAAUCCAGAUCUAGUUCAACAAGCUAUUGAUAGUUGCCCAGUUGAUUGCAUUCACUGGACUUCUGCUGCACAACUUUCGCUCCUUGAAGAUGAAAUGCGCAGAGUGGAGAGAGUAAAUGUUGGCCUAAUGCUUGCGGGCAUGGGAGGCUCAUCUAUUGAUGUAUUUCGCAUGGCAAGUUCGCGGUGGGAAAAGCGACAAGCAAAAGUCUUGGAAAAGGUUAGGAUUCGAAUGAUGAAGAAAGAUUCUGAUACAAGUGGGUCUUGGAGUGAUGUUUGGAGAAAGUCGAGAAGUUACGAAAAUACAGAAGAGGGAGCAAAGGAGAGAGCAAAGAGAGCUGCAGCAGCAGCAAGAAGGUGGAGAGAGUACUCGAGGAGAGGAGCAGAUAGACCUCCGACAUUCAAACUUCCAGAGGCGAUGUCCAGCAAAGAACAAUGAAAGGAGGAAAUUACUCUGGGUCAGCAUUUCUUGCCUAUUGAUCUGACUCAAAAUUUUUUUUUUUCCCCGUUUCAUGUUAUAUUAUAUUUGUAAAUCCAGUAUAAAUCAGAUGAUAAUUUUACAUGGGGCCUCAGGAAGGUCACUACCCUCUUUAAUUUGUAAUAUAUGUACAUACUGUACCACUUCGAUUAUUUUGAUUGAUAUAGGGAAUUAUUCUCCAUAUUUUAAGAGUCA